AGAAAAAAUAUUCCAUCUUCGCUAUCGGUGCCGCCAUGUCUCUCUGGCUCCCUCGCUUGCCAUCUCCUUCCCUUUCUCCAGCAACUUCAGAUGGAUCCAAUGCAAGGAACGAAGUUCAUAGCAGACCUAACAUUAAUAUAUUAGAGGGGGACAAAGUGAGAAUAAAGAAGAUGUUCGACAAAAUUGAACUUUCUGCAUCGAGUUAUGACACAGCUUGGGUGGCAAUGAUACCAUCACCUUCUUCUCCACAAACUCCUCUCUUUCCUCAGUCACUAAACUGGUUACUGCAAAAUCAACAAAACGAUGGAUCAUGGGGUCUUUCUGAUCGUCACGAGUUGCUUGUUAAAGAUUCUCUUCUAUCUACUUUAGCUUGUGUUCUUGCACUUAAGCAGUGGGGUGUUGGUGAACAGCAAACUAACAGAGGACUGGGAUAUAUCGAGUCCAACAUUGCUUCAGCUCUUGAUGAUAAGCAACAUUCUCCAAUAGGAUUUGACAUCAUCUUUUCUCAUUUGCUCGAGCAAGCCCAGAAGUUGGAUCUAAAUCUUCCUCUUGGAGGGAAACGUUUAGAGACAUUCAUGCAAAAAAGAGAAUUGGAGCUCCAAAGCUGCAGUGGGUGGGGAAGCAAGUCAGAAGGAUGGAAAGCAUAUGUGGCAUACAUCUCAGAAGGAUUUGGGAAGUCACAGAACUGGGAAAUGGCUAUGAAGUUUCAAAGAAAGAAUGGUUCUUUGUUUAACUCCCCGGCCACCACCGCAUCAGCAUAUACUCACAUUAACAAUGCACAUUGUCUUGAUUAUCUAUUUUCACUCUUAGAUAAAUUUGGAAAUGCUGUUCCAGCAGUUCAUCCUUUUGAUGUGUAUGCUCGACUCCAUAUGGUUGAUAGUCUUGAAAAGUUGGGUAUUGAUCGCCAUUUUAAGGAGGAAAUUGAAAGUAUACUAGAGGAAACAUGGAGAAUGUGGCAAAAGGAAGAAGAUGACAUAUUUUUAGAACCCACCACAUGUGCCAUGGCAUUUCGUUUGCUACGUUUGCAUGGAUACAAUGUUUCUUCAGAUGCACUUGAUCGGUUCUCAGAAGACAGAUUUUACAAUUCUCUUCUGGGUUAUUUGAGGGAUGUCGAGGCUGUUUUGGAGUUACAUAAGGCUUCUCAUAUAGUUUUGCAUUCAAAUGAUUUAGUUUUGGAGGACCUAAACUCUUGGACACAACACUUCCUUGAGGAAUAUUUGUCCUCUUCCUCAAAAAAUGCUUAUAAGCUGCCUUCUAAUCAUAUUGACCACGAGGUACCUUUUGCCAUGCGUUUUCCUCAUCAUGCUUAUUUGGAUUUCAUUUUAAACCGAAGAUCUAUAGAGCAUUACGACGUCCAUCAAACGAGAAUUUUGAAAUCUUCAUAUUGUUCUAUGAAUCUCGCAAAUAAAGAAUUCCUCAAAUUGGGAACAGACGACUUCAAUCACUCUCAACUAUUAUUUCGUGAAGAAUUCAACCUGUUCAACAAGUGGUUUAUGGAGAGUGGAUUGGAGAAACUACAUUUUCCAAUCUCAAAAACAAAAGCUGCCUAUUCCUUCUUGACUGUUGCAGCAACACUGACCUCCCCAGAACUUCGCGAAGCACGCCUGACAUGGGCAAAGCAAAGCUUGCUGGGAUGUGUGGUUGAUGAUUUCUUUGAUGUUUGGGGUACUGAAGAUGAACACAUAAACCUUAUUCAGUUAAUGGAGAAGUGGGAUGUAGAUGUCGACAAAGAAAGUUGUUCUGAGACGGUGAAGAUAAUAUUCUUAGCACUAAAGAAAACAAUUCAUGAGAUUGCAGCCGAAGCAUAUAAAGUUCAAGGACGGAGUGUGUUGAACCACUUGAUUCAGAUCACGGUGGAUUUACUGCGAUCUGAGUUAAAAGAAGCAGAAUGGUGCAGGAACAAGUGUGUGCCAAGUAUAGAAGAAUAUGAGCGUAAUGGAAUUAUAUCAAUGGCCUUGGGACCAAUUAUCAUCCCCGUAAUGUACCUUGUUGGACCUAAGCUUCCACAGUCUGUCACUGAAAGUGAUGAAUACAAUUGCCUCUUUGAGCUUGUUAGUAUUUAUGGGCGAUACCUCAAUGAUGUUAAUGGCUACCAGAGAGAAAAAGAAGAAGGGAAAUUCAUCAACUCCAUAAGCUUGCGCCUGAUUCAUGGCCAUGGGGAAGAACGUGAAGAAGAGAUCAUAAAGAAGAUACAGAGUAAAAUAGAGGAGAAGAGAAAGGAGCUGUUGAGAAUGGUAUCAAAGGAAGAAGGAAGCAAAAUGACAAGAGAAGUGAGGGAUGUGUAUUGGAAAAUGAGCAGAUCACUUCACCUGAUUUACAAGAAAGAAGAUGUGAUUCAUGCGAAGGAGAUGCCAAAUGAGGUGCUCAACAUCAGAGAUAUAGUUCUCAACAGUCCCAUUAUUUUAGAUUCAUAGAUCACUCGGGGGAUUCCAAAUUCUCUCAUUUGAUUGGAAACUAAUUUCCAAAGAGAUCGAUGAUAGAGAGAGGAGGGACUUGUAGGGAUUAUGCACCCUUAAAGCUUUCUUUUAUGUUUUUAUAUCCUUGGCUCCUCAAAAUUUAUACAAACUUUUUAA
Messenger RNA from Neltuma alba, 2573 nucleotides. RefSeq names its product ent-kaur-16-ene synthase, chloroplastic-like. The record is from RefSeq and is a predicted model, not a curated record. Gene Ontology annotation, molecular function: magnesium ion binding; terpene synthase activity. The transcript has 14 exons. NCBI's taxonomy places the organism in Eukaryota, Viridiplantae, Streptophyta, Magnoliopsida, Fabales, Fabaceae. Gene Ontology annotation, biological process: gibberellin biosynthetic process. Gene Ontology annotation, cellular component: chloroplast. The coding region runs from base 36 to 2414 and encodes 792 amino acids.